Messenger RNA from Acanthosepion pharaonis, 687 nucleotides. The record is from the annotation of a GenBank genome assembly. NCBI's taxonomy places the organism in Eukaryota, Metazoa, Mollusca, Cephalopoda, Sepiida, Sepiidae.
AUGCGAAGUCUCCGAACGGAAGUGAAGGGGGUUGCUCAAAUCAACAUUAAGAAAUAUGAUACAUCUAGAGUUUCAUAUCUAUCUAUCUAUCUAUCUAUCUAUCUAUCUAUCUAUCUAUCUAUCUAUCUAAGCCUUUCCAUAUCUAUCUAUCUAUCUAUCUAUCUAUCUAUCUAUCUAUCUAUCUAUCUAAGCCUUUCUAUAUCUAUCUAUCUAUCUAUCUAUCUAUCUAAGCCUUUCCAUAUCUAUCUAUCUAAAUCUAUCUACCUCAAUCUGUUCAGUUCUAUCUAUCUAUCUAUCUAUCUAUCUAUCUAUCUAUCUAUCUAUCUAUCUAUCUAUCUAAGCCUUUCCAUAUCUAUCAACGUCUUUCCAUAUCUAUCUAUCUAUCUCUCUGUCUCUCUCUGUAUUUAUAUAUAUAAGCCUUUCUCUAUCUAUCUAUCUAUCUAUCUAUCUCAUUCCGUUAGAAAUCUAUCUCAAUCUGUUCAUUUCUGUCUAUCUAUCUAUCUAUCUAUCUAUCUAUCUAUCUAUCUAUCUAUGACAGUUGAUUUAUUUGUCCUAUCAAAGUCUGGAUUCCUACUUUGUUCUGGGAUGAGAAGUAAAAGAAUAUGUUUUGCCAUUAUUCGUAUCUAUCUAUCUAUCUAUCUAUCUAUCUAUCUCUUUCUGUGCAUAUCUCUCACUUUCUCUGUAUAA